Cyprinodon tularosa is the source of this 7855-nucleotide messenger RNA. RefSeq names its product nuclear receptor corepressor 1 (gene ncor1). Gene Ontology annotation, biological process: negative regulation of transcription by RNA polymerase II. Bases 235 to 7224 code for a protein of 2329 amino acids. Lineage: Eukaryota; Metazoa; Chordata; Actinopteri; Cyprinodontiformes; Cyprinodontidae. Gene Ontology annotation, molecular function: transcription corepressor activity; nuclear thyroid hormone receptor binding. The record is from RefSeq and is a predicted model, not a curated record. The transcript is spliced from 46 exons.
GACGCUGUCAGGACGUCGAGCGACAAAUGCGGCGCAGCCUUUAGUCUGCUCAGUCGUUCACAGCCCACAAACCCGCGGAUUUACAUUCAACAGCUAAAACAGAUUUCUGCCCGGUGUUCCCAUUCUUCCCAGUUUCUACAAACUUCAAAUAUGGGGUGGUUUGCGUCUACAAAAAUGGUCUAGACAGACUCUCUGAUUUGUGAGGCCACAGCCGCCCGCCAGCGUCUGAACAGGAUGUCCAGCAGCUCGGGCUACCCCCCCAGUCAGGGGUCCUUCAGCAGCGAGCAGAGCCGGUACCCUUCACACUCUGUGCAGUACACCUUCUCUGGAUCGCGCCACCAACAGGAUUUCCCCGUCCAAGAUUACCGCACACACAUGCAGGAUCCGCAGGGUCGGAGAAGACUGUCCUUACUCUCAGAGUUUCACCCUGGAGUUGAAAGGCCUCCAGAGAGACGGCAUGUUUAUGAAUCGCAGUUUCCCUCCGUCACAUCCCAGGCAGAGCAUGAAGCCCUGGAGUCCAAACGCCCUCGCAUGGAGACUGUUGCCGAGGCUCAUAUCAACCGCACCCCUCCCACAGCUGGGGGCGUGGUGCUACCGAUGCCCCACAGUGUACAGGACAGCUUAAGAGCCACUGUGGAGGUCAAAAAGGAGUCUCCAUUCACCGUCAAAGUGGAGUCAGCCUCCCCUGGGGGACAUGCGCUGCACAUGGGGGAUGAUCAGGACAACUCACCCUCCAAGCUGUCCAAGGAGGAGCUGAUUCAGAGCAUGGACCGCGUGGACCGAGAGAUCGCCAAAGUGGAGCAGCAGAUUUCAAAGCUGAAGAAGAAGCAGCAACAACUUGAGGAGGAAGCAGCAAAGCCAGUGGAGCCAGAGAAGCCAGUGACCCCACCUCCUGUUGAGCACAAGCACCGCAGCAUAGUCCAGAUCAUCUACGAUGAAAACAGGAAAAAAGCUGAAGAGGCUCAUAAAAUAUUGGAAGGUCUUGGCCCCAAAGUUGAGCUGCCGUUGUACAACCAGCCGUCAGACACGAAGGUUUACCACGAUAACAUCAAAACAAACCAGGUCAUGCGGAAGAAGCUGAUCUUGUUUUUUAAAAGGAGGAAUCAUGCUCGUAAACAAAGGGAACAGAAGAUCUGUCAGCGCUAUGACCAGCUGAUGGAGGCGUGGGAGAAGAAGGUGGAGCGCAUGGAGAACAACCCCAGACGCAAAGCCAAGGAGAGCAGAACGCGAGAGUACUACGAACGACAGUUCCCCGAAAUCCGCAAGCAGCGAGAACAGCAGGAGCGCUUCCAAAGAGUUGGACAAAGAGGAACAGGUCUUUCUGCAACUAUAGCCAGAAGUGAGCAUGAGAUUUCAGAAAUCAUCGAUGGUCUCUCUGAACAGGAGCAGGGGCAGUGCCCCCGAGCAGAUCUGACCACCCGAGCAGAUCUGAACAAUGAGAAACAGAUGAGACAGCUGUCAGUCAUCCCUCCCAUGAUGUACGACUCGGAGCAAAGGAGGGUGAAAUUCAUCAACAUGAACGGCCUGAUGGACGACCCUAUGAAAGUGUUCAAAGCUCGACAGUUCAUGAACGUUUGGACGGAACAUGAGAAGGAAAUCUUCAAGGAGAAGUUUAUGCAACAUCCCAAGAAUUUCGGUUUAAUCGCCUCGUAUCUUGAAAGAAAGUGUGUGGCUGACUGCGUCCUAUUUUACUACUUGACCAAAAAAAACCAAAACUACAAGGCGCUGGUCAGGAGAAACUACAGAAGAAGAGGAAGGAACCAGCAAAUAACACGUCCUUCACAAGAAGAAAAGACAGAAGACAAGAACGAAGAGGACAAAGCGGAGAAGUCUGAGAAAAAAGAGGAGGAGGAAAAGAAGGACGAGGAAGAGAAAGAUGAAAAGGAGGAUUCUAGGGAGAUUGGCAAGGACAAAGACAAGUGUGACGGUGGGGAGGACGAGGACGGAAAGGAGCAAAACACGCCGCGUGGCAGGAAGACUGCCAACAGCCAGGGCCGCCGCAAUAGAAGGAUCACCACACGCUCCAUGGCCAAUGAGGCUGCGUCCGUCGCAGCCGAGGACACGCCUCCUCCUGCCUCUGAGCCUGCCUUGCCAGAUCCUCCACAGCUCCCUAAAUCUGAUCAGGCACAGAAAGCCUUGAAGGAGCCUGCAAAAUCCCUCACUCCGGUUGCAGCAGAUUCUAAUAAAGCUGGCGCUGGUGAAACCGGAGAAACUUCUCGCUGGACCGAGGAGGAGAUGGAAGUGGCCAAAAAAGGGCUCGUUGAACAUGGCAGGAACUGGACAGCCAUUGCCAAAAUGGUGGGCACCAAAAGCGAGGCACAGUGCAAGAACUUCUAUUUCAAUUACAAAAGACGUCAUAACCUGGACAACCUGCUGCAGCAGCAUAAGAAGGAUACUCGCAGAGCUCGUGCCGAUACGUCUCAAGGGGAAGGCCAAGCCACAGCAUCACCUGACGAUGACGAGGACAAUGCAGAUGACAGUGAAGGUGGUGAAAACAGCUCUGAUACAGAAAGUGCACCUUCGCCGUCCCAGGCAGAUUCCUCAAAACCUGUGGAUGCAAAGAGACCAGAGAGCAGCACGGGGGAAGCUCCUUGCACCGACCAGGAAAAAAGCCAGGCCAGCACAGGAAAACCUGCAGAGUCUUCAUACGGGGAGCUUCGUGUCAAAGAAGAGAAGAGCCCAGAGAGGGAGAGCGGAUCUCAGGAAGAAAAAGUCAAGCUUCCCUCUUUUCCUCUUUCUGGCCCCGUUUAUCCCAAAACCGAACCCCAGGAUGUGGACCUGAAGACUGGAGAGGUUCAAGUCAAGGUGGAACCCGAAGUCAAGGAGAAAGGGGAAAAGGGAGAUCCUGGUGAAAGGCAAAGAGAGCUCCACUCUGACAACGACUCGAGUGCCACCUGCAGUGCUGAUGAGGAUGUGGAAGCUGAGCCUGAUAGGCAGAGAAUGUACCCCAUGGAAAAACCGUUGAUAAGCCCCCAAGGGUCGGUGCUAGUGUCGUCUCCUAAGCAAGCCCAGCUCAGUAUCCAGCAGAUGCAACACAGGGCAGCCUCCAUCCCAUCCAUGGUACCUGGUCCUUAUGGCCCAGGCGGCAUACCCAUCAGUGGUUUAGUCAUGCUGCAGCACCAGAUCAAAGCAGUGCAUGACUCUUCACAUCAGGAGGAGAAGCAGCGGCAGGAGCAGGGAGACCUGGAACGCAGACCUGCCUUUCGGACCCGCAGCCCUAAUGUGCUGGACAGAGACGUCCUUCACCCCGCCUCCAACCAGCUGGUCCAGAGCAUGAACGACGGGGUCCGUCUGCCGUUCAACAGACACAGUCGGCCUCCUAACAUUCCCUCUCCUCCUCCGCUCAUUCCAACCAACAAGCCCACAGACAAGCCCUCCUUCAUCCACGGAGGCUCCAUCUCCCAGGGAACUCCUGGCACAUAUUUGCCCUCGCAUGCCAUCUAUGGGCCAGAGGGGACUAAGAGCUCUGUGGGCUCCAUCUCUCUGGGGCUGCCUCGGCAGAUGGAUCCCAACAAGCCCGGUUCCUCCAUCCAGGACAGCAGAGGCAACCCAUCAAAGGUUGGCGAGGGCCUUGCUUUCAGAGGAUCCAUCACUCAGGGCACUCCGGCCCUGUCCCAGCCUAGCAUAGCUGCUGACCUCCUGAAAGGCACAAUCACAAAGCUGGUUACAGAGGACCUGGGCAGCCCAGAUAAGGCCAGGGGAGAGCAGCUGGCUAAAGUUAUUUAUGAAGGAAAAAGUGGCCACAUCCUCUCCUACGAUGGUAUAAAGAACCCCAGGGAAAACACAAGAAGCCCCAGAACGGGUCAUGAGCUGAAACGCAGCCAUGACAUGAUGGAGGGACCUAUAGGAAGAGCACAUCAUGGCAGAGAGGGGGCUCCAUUUGAGGGCUUGAUUAGCAGAGCUCUACCAAGAGAAGGGCAUCAUGGAGACUCCAAGGAAAGACCUCUGAUCCCUGGAUCCAUAAUGCAAGGGACGCCGAGAACUACUGCUGACGUUUAUGAGGAUGCUGUGAAAUACAAGCGGAUAAAAACAGAAAGCCCACCUAUCCCGACGUUUGAAGAGGUUAUUGGCAAAGGCAAGCCGUACGAAGGAGUCAACACGAUCAAAGAGAGGGGACGCUCCAUUCAUGAAAUCCCCAGACAGGACCAACCUGGACAGGACUUGUGCAAAACUCCUGAACUGCCAGACAGGAGGGUGAUAGAGGGCACAAGCUCUCAGAAUUACUCCAUGAGCCAGCCCACCAUCAAACACAAUGUCAAGUCCCUGAUCACCAGCCCCAGCAAGCUUCCCCACAGCAUGCCUCAGCUGGAGGCCAUGGAGCGAGCCAAGUACGAAGAGAGCAAGGCGGUGCGGCAUUCUGUGGUCAACAGCACUGCCUCCGUCCUGCGCUCCACCCACCAGGAGGCCAGCAAAUCCCAGCACAGCCCCAGUAUGUAUGAAGACAACAGCGCUCGACGGACCCCCGUCAACUACAGCACCAACCCUGUUUCCAGAGGAUCCCCUCUGCUGGUCCGGACCUCUGAAGGGGGCAUGAGCGCUUCCAAAUCUGCUGGGCAUGACAGAAAGAGCGCCAUGACCCCGACGCAGAGGGACAGCAUCCCAUCCAAGUCCCCCGUGUCAGUAGGCGACCCUGUCGCCUCCCACAGCCCUUUUGACCCCCACCACCGGCCUGUGGUUCCUGGAGAGGUGUAUCAAACCCACCUGCCCCCACACCUGGACCCUACGCUGGCCUUCCGCCACAGAGGGCUGGAUCCUGCAGCGUUCAUGUUCUCCAGGCAGCCCUCACCGACAGGCUACCACAACUACCCGCUGUACACUGUGGAAAACACGCGGCAGACCAUCUUCAAUGAUUAUAUCACCUCGCAGCAGAUGCAAGUCAUCCCUCGGCCUGACAUGGCCAGAGGACUGUCACCACGGGAACAAACUGUUGCCAUCCCGUAUACCCCUCGAGGGAAUAUUGAUCUAAACCAGAUGCCUCCAACUAUCCUGUUGCCUCACCCUGGGGGAACAGGUACUCCCACUUUGGAACGCAGCGCCUACUUCUCUGGAGCUCAGCCCCCUUUCCCUCCUAGGGCUUUCAACCCAACCUCCAUAUCGCCAGGCCACCAAGCCCACCUUGCUGCUAGUGCAGAGAGAGAGCGGGUGAGAGAGCAACAGGAGAAGGACCUGGAAAAGCAACAGAGGGAGAGGGAACAGGACAUGAGAGAACGAGAGCGGGAAAGGGACCGCACCAAUGAAUACAUGCGUGGAGGUGCCCCAGAGCAGCCGGGCCGGCCGGGGAGUCGAGGUUAUCUGCACUCCCCCUCUCCAUCCCUCAGGACUCAGGAAGUCGUCGUUCAGCAGCGGCCAAGCAUCUUCCAGGGGAAGAGUGUCAUCACCUCUCUAAUACCCCAUCCGCCUGUGGCAACAUCAGCGUCACCGAGCAGCUCACGCUUCAGCACUGCGGCUGAUGCCCUGGCCGCACUCGUGGACGCCGCGGCCUCCGCUCCUCAGAUGGACGUCAGCAAGGUUAAGGAGAGCAAACAUGAGCGGGAUGACAACAUGUCUCCUUCCCCUGCUUCGCGGCGGGGGCCAACCCACUCUGAACAGCAGCAGCAGGAAGCAGAAAGGCGAUCCCUGAACUCUCCCUAUAACACCAUGUCUCUGCCCGGAGGAAAGCCCCAUCCUGCUUACGCCGAGAGCCCUGGGGCGGGGGGUAAGGAGAAAGGUCCUCAGACAAAGUCCCGUAUUGAAGAGGAGCUUCGGACUCACGGAAAGACGACUAUCACAGCCGCCAACUUUAUCGAUGUCAUCAUCACACGGCAGAUAGCCUCGGACAAAGAGUCAAGGGAACGAGGCUCCCAGAGCUCCGACUCUUCCAGCAGCCUGUCAUCGAAUCGCUAUGAUAACACUGCUGGAGGAGCCAUUGAGGUCAUAAGUCCUGCUAGCUCUCCAGUUCAGCCCCAGCAAGACAAAGCGGAAGACGCACAACAGCAAGCAGCAGUUGGCAUGCGGACCUACGAGAUGGGCCGAUACCGGCAGCCUGUAGAGCCCCCGCAGCCCCCCUCCUCCCAGGCAGACGGCUACUCGCAGGUCCCCAAAACACACAGAGUCAUGACCUUGGCUGACCACAUUUCGCAUAUAAUUACCCAAGACUUUGCCAGGAAUCAAGACCCCCCAGUCUCCUCUUCAGCUCCCUCCACAUUCCAGAGCUCCAUCCCACCGGUGUCGUCUUCAAGUCGGGUCAAAGCCCCCAGCCGCUACAGUCCUGAGAACCAGGCUCCGCACCACCAGAGACCCUCCAGCAGGGUUUCUCCAGAAAACGCCUCGGAUAAGUCGAGGGCCAGGCCCGGUAAGUCUCCAGAGCGAGGAGGCAGGCAGAUGGAGAACUACGAACCCAUCUCUCCUCCGCAGGGGUACCAGGGCAUGGACAAACAGGAGGCUGGAGGGCCUCCAUCCCAGAGGCGAGACACGGACAGCUCUGAGAUCAGGACUGACUCACGGUCCCCCGGAAGCGCCAGCUACCUGCCUUCUUUCUUCACCAAGCUGGAGAGCACCUCACCGAUGGUGAAAUCCAAAAAGCAGGAAAUCUUUCGGAAGUUGAACUCCACCUCUGGUGUUGGGGAUUCUGAAGCUGGAAAUGCUCAGCCCGGCACAGAGAUUUUCAAUCUACCUGCUGUUACCACCUCCGGCAGCAUCAACCCAAGAAGUCAGUCUUUUAAUGACCCGGCCAGCAACCUGGGCCUGGAGGACAUUAUCCGCAAGGCUUUGAUGGGCAGCUUGGAGGGGGGGCAGGAGGAGCAUCAGGGAGGAGGAGGAGCCGUUGUCACAGGCAACGCGUCCAGCACAGGCAGCGACAGCCGACUGGAGUCCAGCGCGUCUCCCAGUAUGGGGAAACAGAAGCAGAGCAAAGCAAACAGUCGGAAAUCCAAGUCACCUAACCUGGGUCAGGCCUACCCUGGAGGGGAGCGUCCCUCGUCAGUGUCCUCCGUCCAUUCUGAGGGGGAUUAUCACAGACAGACCCAGCCUCAGUGGACCUGGGACGAACGGCCCUCGUCCACCGGUCCGAUGCAGUUUCAUUACAGCCCGCUGACCAUGCGGAUGAUGAACACACCACCCACGUCCAUGGCCUCGCCCUCCAUACAGAGCCAGCAGCAGCAGCAGCCCCCAGCAGGCGGGCAGCAGAGAGUGUGGCAGCCUCUGCUGUCAGAGCAGUACGAGACCCUGUCUGACAGUGACGACUGAACCAGAACCUGGCUGAAAGCCCAGAUACAAGGGGAACUGCCCACACUCAGGCGGCUCUGCCCACACCCCUCUCCCAGAACUAACCUCACUCUUUUUGCGAGUGAGGAGCGGAUAGGGUGGCGUCAUGUUUUUUUUUUUUUUUGGUUUUGGUGCUACAGCGCCGCCUGGCUGUUAGCUCGGAGCAGCAAGCAACAGGCAGGGCUCUCCGGAGCAAGACUUGGAUUUUGCUCCGGGAGCUCUAACCAAGUCUGUUGGAGAAGUUCACAUAGUCGGAAGGGGGACGACGAACGGCGCAGUCAAGCUGAAGAAGUUCUUUCAUGUGUAAAAAGAAGCAUAAGAAGCUAUUUCUGAAUUUUGUCUGAUUCUGUAAAGAUAUACCCUGUCGAGAACAUUUGUAAAUAGUGACCUUUUUGCAGUGUUUUUCUUAACUCGAUUGUUUCUUAUUUCGACGUCGCUUUUAAAUCGAUCCACUUUAAAUUGGAAGAGCUGUGGUGUAAUCUUUUAAUAACACAGCUGCUCUCCUAAAACCCCGGCCCAACCGGCCCGCGGCCUCCCACAUGAACAAUAUCACCUGCUGAAAUCUUUCUUUACCGUUGCUUCGCGGAGACCGGACCUGUGGUUAAAACAUCAC